Phyllostomus hastatus (greater spear-nosed bat) is the source of this 2862-nucleotide messenger RNA. It is a transcript of the gene DHX35, whose product is annotated as DEAH-box helicase 35. Gene Ontology annotation, molecular function: RNA binding. The record is from RefSeq and is a predicted model, not a curated record. The transcript has 22 exons. NCBI's taxonomy places the organism in Eukaryota, Metazoa, Chordata, Mammalia, Chiroptera, Phyllostomidae. Bases 28 to 2139 code for a protein of 703 amino acids. Gene Ontology annotation, cellular component: catalytic step 2 spliceosome; intracellular anatomical structure.
GCCUUCCUCGUGACCUUUCACCCCAGCAUGGCUGCGCCCAUGGGACCCGUGAAGUUCUGGCGACCGGGUACAGAGGGACCAGGUGUCAGUAUCUCUGAAGAGAGACAAAGUGUAGCGGAAAAUUCUGCAACAACCGUUGUUUACAACCCUUAUGCUGCCCUUUCCAUAGAGCAGCAGAGGCAGAAGCUGCCGGUGUUCAAGCUUAGGAAUCAUAUAUUAUACCUGGUAGAAAACUACCAGACGGUGGUGAUCGUUGGAGAAACAGGAUGUGGGAAGAGCACGCAGAUUCCCCAGUACCUUGCGGAAGCUGGCUGGACAGCGGAGGGAAGAGUUGUGGGAGUGACCCAGCCCCGGAGAGUGGCUGCUGUUACGGUCGCCGGGAGAGUGGCUGAUGAGAGGGGCGCCGUGCUGGGCCACGAGGUGGGCUACUGCAUCCGCUUCGACGACUGCACUGACCCGCUGGCCACCAGAAUGAAGUUUCUCACUGAUGGAAUGUUGGUCAGGGAAAUGAUGGUCGAUCCUUUGUUAACAAAAUACAGUGCCAUCAUGCUGGAUGAAGCCCACGAGAGGACCUUGUACACAGACAUCGCCAUCGGCUUGCUGAAAAAGAUUCAGAAAAAGCGAGGGGAUCUUCGACUGAUCGUGGCCUCAGCCACUCUGGAUGCGGAGAAAUUCCGGGAUUUCUUUAAUCAGAAUGAAACCAGCGACCCCACCAGGGACACGUGUGUGACCCUUACAGUGGAAGGGCGGACGUUUCCAGUGGACGUCUUUUAUCUGCAAAGUCCUGUUCCAGAUUAUAUCAAAUCAACUGUAGAAACCGUGAUGAAAAUUCACCAGACGGAGGGAGAUGGAGACAUAUUAGCAUUUCUGACUGGCCAGGAGGAGGUGGAAACCGUGGUGUCCAUGCUGAUCGAGCAGGCUCGCGCCCUGGGUCGGACGGGGAUGAAGAGACACCUCCGGGUUCUCCCCAUGUACGCAGGGCUGCCUUCCUUCGAGCAGAUGAAAGUCUUUGAGAGGGUGUCACCCAGUGUCCGGAAGGUGAUAGUGGCCACCAAUGUGGCGGAAACCUCCAUCACGGUCAGCGGGGUUGUGUAUGUGAUCGACUGUGGCUUCGUGAAACUCCGGGCCUACAACCCCCGGACGGCCAUCGAGUGCUUGGUGGUGGUCCCGGUGUCCCAGGCGUCGGCCAACCAGCGAGCAGGACGAGCCGGCCGCAACCGCUCGGGGAAGUGCUACCGCCUUUAUACAGAGGAAGCCUUUGACAACCUGCCUCAGUCCACCGUUCCCGAGAUGCAGCGGAGCAACCUGGCACCUGUCAUCCUGCAGCUGAAAGCGCUGGGAAUCGACAACGUCCUCAGGUUCCACUUCAUGUCGCCCCCUCCAGCACAGUCGAUGGUUCAAGCGUUGGAGUUACUCUAUGCCCUGGGAGGUCUGGACAAAGACUGUCGCCUAACCGAGCCGCUUGGCAUGAGGAUCGCGGAGUUUCCUCUGAAUCCCAUGUUUGCGAAAAUGCUGCUUGAGUCAGGAAAUUUUGGCUGUUCUCAGGAAAUUCUCAGCAUUGCAGCCAUGAUGCAGAUCCAGAAUAUCUUCGUGGUGCCCUCACACCAGAAGUCCCAGGCGAUGCGAGUGCACCGGAAAUUUGCCGUGGAGGAAGGCGAUCAUCUCACUAUGCUCAACGUGUAUGAAGCGUUUAUCAAGCACAGUAAGAACUCGCAGUGGUGCCAGGAGCACUUCCUCAACUACAAGGGGCUGGUCAGAGCUGCCACCGUCCGGGAGCAACUGAAGAAGCUCCUCGUCAAGUUCCAGGUGCCCAAGAAUUCGAGCGAAGGAGAUCCAGAUCCGGUUCUGCGGUGCAUCGUUUCGGGAUUCUUCGCAAAUGCAGCGAGGUUUCAUUCUACCGGAGCUUAUAGGACCAUCCGCGACGACCACGAACUGCACAUCCACCCGGCGUCAGUGCUCUAUGCGGAGAAGCCGCCUCGCUGGGUUAUCUACAAUGAAGUCAUACAGACCUCCAAGUACUACAUGAGAGAUGUGACCGCUGUUGAAUCUGCCUGGCUGCUGGAGCUGGCUCCACACUUCUACCAACAAGGAACGCACCUGUCCCUGAAAGCCAAGCGGGCCAAGGUCCAGGACCAGUGAGCAGAGCUGGUGGGGCCCUCUUCUCCGUGCUGCUGCCCCAGCUCCGGGGGACGGCGAGCUGUCCUCGGCUCCCGUGGAACCUUCAGCCGCCCGUGCACUAGCCCCUUCUUCCCGCUCCCCUCCGCAUCUGCACUCCUCGCUGGGAUUCCGGAGGAGCUGUGUGCGGGCAGGCACCCUGCCGCACGGCACCCAGCAGAGCGGGAGGUGGCAGGGCUGUGCUCGUCGGUCACUCGGCACCCUCAGGACCCAGCAUGCCACUCCAACAGGCACACUGUCCUGGCCUAGCUCAACAGGGAACAAGGGGGAAAGUUAGCCAGUCCACCUGCAGCACCAUGCCGGUGCCCUGGGGGUUUGCUGGGCUGGCUUUGCUUUCCCUGGAGGGGCCAGGGCUAUGCAGACCAGUGCGGCCAGCUGCUAGGUGCGAGUAAGUGUGUGCCCACAGAGGGGUGUGACCUGGGAAACACUGCGGAUUUCUGCCAGUCACCACGGGGCCUGUCUGGCGGCACAGGAGAUCCCCACACCAAGGCGCUUCUGGUUUCCCCUUUGCCCGUGUCCGUCUGCGGGCAGAAGACUCACAAGGAUGGGCGAUCGACAGAGAGGACUCGUGUGCUGUUCUCUGUUAGCACAGGUUUCCCUGUUUCACAAGUGGGCUCAGCUUUCUCUGCCGACAGUAUCACCAGCUGGGCGGCUUGGCCCAUGGGGCCUCCGUGGCAGUAAUGCACA